AACGGCGCUCAGUUGUUGAACUAAAAUCGAGACCGACGGUCGCAUAAACUUGGGCUUGGCAUUCACAAAGGCAAUCCAACGGACGCGCAGACCUUCGUUUUGAACCCCAACAAAGGCCAAUCGAUUUGCGUACAUAAAGCUCAAAACACUAGCUAGAACAUGUUCAAGUUAGCUACAGCUUCAAGCAUCCUGCUGCUGAUCCUGUCUUUCGGAUGGGCAGAGCUCGAAGAAAAGCCUCGGGAAAAGCGUCAGUCGAACAAGCUGCACGUAACGCUGCUCUACGAGUCCUUGUGUCCGGACAGCAGGAAGUUCAUGUACCAAUUAGGACCCGUUUACGAAGAGUUCCAGGACUACAUUGACAUUCUGCUGGUGCCCUUCGGCAAGUCCCUGUCAGAACAGAACGGAGCCAUCUUCCUCUGCCAGCACGGACCGGCUGAGUGCAAGGGCAAUCGCCUCCAGAGUUGCGUCAUCAACAGCACGGGAAACCAGGCGGCACAGGUGAAAUUCGUGGUGUGCCAAAUGCUGGCACCGGAUGCCUCCCGCAUCGAUAAGUGUGCCAGGGAGGCGGGUCUGCUCACCGAUGUGGACCAAUGUGUGUCCAGCGAGACGGGCACCAAGCUGCAGCUGCAGGCGGAGCUGGUGACCAAACAGUACAGCCCGAGCUUCAUUCCCACCAUCGUCUACAAUGGCGUCUUCGAUCAACAGCUGCAGGACCAUUCGCUCCACGAUUUCCGCGGCACCGUUUGCUAUUUGUUGCGUCAACAAAACUCGCUGCCCAGCAGCAGCACAAUCUGCCAGUAGAUCUGCUAAAUGUUCAAUGUAACUGCUUCAAGAUUGGAAUGAAAUUAAAAUUCACAAACUGGUUUCUUCAGCCGAACAAGAAUGUCUCUCUGCCGGGGGAUUG
Drosophila ficusphila is the source of this 904-nucleotide messenger RNA. RefSeq names its product gamma-interferon-inducible lysosomal thiol reductase. The record is from RefSeq and is a predicted model, not a curated record. The transcript has 4 exons. NCBI's taxonomy places the organism in Eukaryota, Metazoa, Arthropoda, Insecta, Diptera, Drosophilidae. Bases 160 to 801 code for a protein of 213 amino acids. Gene Ontology annotation, molecular function: oxidoreductase activity, acting on a sulfur group of donors, disulfide as acceptor.